AUGAAGGUCCUCUUUCUUCUCGCUGUUCUCCACUGCCUGGUCCUGAUGAACUCAGGCGAUAUCCCACCUGGAAUUCGAAAUAUUAUCUGCAUGAUGCAACACGGAACCUGCAGACUCUUUUUCUGCCACGGUGGUGAGAGGAAGGGGGAGAUCUGCUCCGACCCUUGGAACAGGUGCUGCAUAUCCACUGUAGAGGAAGAGAGGAACAAUAAACCGGAGAAAAGUGACAAAGCUGACAUGGAAGCUUCUGGAAGGCAGCCAGGACCUUCAAGUCCCCCAAGAGCUUAG
Molecule: messenger RNA, 288 nt
Organism: Myotis myotis
Lineage: Eukaryota; Metazoa; Chordata; Mammalia; Chiroptera; Vespertilionidae
Gene: SPAG11B
Product: sperm associated antigen 11B
Exons: 2
Coding region: 1-288 (95 amino acids)
Biological process (GO): antimicrobial humoral immune response mediated by antimicrobial peptide
Cellular component (GO): extracellular region
Source: RefSeq, a predicted model, not a curated record